AUGGGAAAGACGUAUUAUUACUCUCCGAAUUGGAGCUAUCCACCAGGCGGAUCCAUCGAUCUCGGCCGCAUAUGGACCUCUCCGGACGACCCCCGAACGAACCUCACUCCUCUUGCCUCGAGCAUCCCUGAGGUCCCACCAGAGGAAAUACAAAAGGGCUGGAAAGAAGGUCAGAAGCAUGAGACACACCCUGGCCGAGGUGGAACAUUGGGGCUUUGGGCAAAGUUCUUGGAAGUAUUCAUAGGGAUAGAGCGGACGGAGAACACUACUCUUCAAACAAGGAGAGAGGAUACGUGGUUCUUUAAUCCAAGGCCAGACGACACGACUUUCCUUGAGGCCGCCGUCGCUGAAGAAGCGGUACAGAACUUCAUUAUCAAGAACGAUUACCGGAAGAAUGUAUACAUGGUCACGGGUGUGAAGAUAUCUCGUGCAGCAAGCGGCAGCCAUGAAGAGUCAAAGAGGACCGAGCUGAGUAUGUCCGCGCAAGGCGAUGGCGCACCCGCAGGUAUACCAGUGUCUGCUGGGGCUGAUCUCGGUCUUUAUUCCAACAACCACACAACGUCAUCGUUCGACGAUUCGUCAGAUUUUGUAUUUGCGUAUCGAAUGAGUAAAGUAUAUUAUGAAAAGGCCGAUCCGUUGGAGCUGAGACAUAAGCCCCACAGUAAAGGUGCGGCCUUAUCUGGAUUGGAGGACGAGAUGGGAGAGCCGGCGGAGAUAGAGGAACAGCUUGAUACCAUCAAAGUUCUGGGAUUGGCGAGCCAGGAUACCGCGCUUGGAGGCUCUACCCUUGAGAAAGAAGUCUUGGUUGACGAGACAAGUGGCGAGGAGUGUACUGUGCUGAUUCCGAACUUUUAUUGA
Bacidia gigantensis is the source of this 858-nucleotide messenger RNA. RefSeq lists its product as uncharacterized. Bases 1 to 858 code for a protein of 285 amino acids. The record is from RefSeq and is a predicted model, not a curated record. The transcript has a single exon. NCBI's taxonomy places the organism in Eukaryota, Fungi, Ascomycota, Lecanoromycetes, Lecanorales, Ramalinaceae.